AAUAGAAGAUAUUUGUAGGUUAAGUUAAUCAAAACACAUUUCUCUUAUUAAUGUCAUGUUAAGUACUAAAGAUGCCUGCAUUUAAGAAAUUGAACACUAAAAUUUAUCAAAAAAGUGGACCGUUAAUCACACCAGAUUACAUCUAUUGGAAAAAGUCAGGUGUACCCGUAUUAGUGAAAGAAUUUGGCCCCAUAGAUUACAUAGAUUUUUCACCAAUUGAACCGCACUAUUUCGCCGUUACUUGUUCCGUUCGAGUUCAAGUUUAUAACCCAGUAACUAAAUUAGUUGUAAAAAAUAUAUCUAGGUUUAGAGAAAAUGCUUACGGAGCGGUAUUUCGUUCAGACGGUAAACUUCUUCUUGCAGGAGGCGAAGAAACGAACGUAAAACUAUUCGAUGUUUCCUCAAAAAGUUUAUUGAGGUUAUUCAAAGGGCAUACAGCGCCUGUACACAGAACACAUUUUUUACAUAACGCAGCUCAAAUAAGCACAUUCUCAGACGAUAAAACUGUUAAAAUAUGGGACAUUCCAACAGAAAAAAAUCUGUUAACUUUCACGGGUCAUAAUGAUUACAUCAGAGCAGGUACGACUUGUCCGGCUGUACCAGACGUGGUACUAUCCGGUAGCUACGAUCAUAAAGUUAAAAUGUUUGAUAUUAGAACAGAAAAUGAAGUUUUAACAGUCGACCAUGGUAGUCCAGUGGAAUCUUUACUUUUUCUACCAGCCGGAGGUAUAUUUUUAUCAGCUGGAGGUACGGAAAUAAAAAUAUGGGACAGUUUAGCUGGUGGUAGAUUAAUUGGAAGUAUAUCUCAGCAUCAUAAAACAAUAACUUGUCUCCGACUGGCUUCUGAUAAUAAAAGAUUGUUAUCAGGAAGUCUCGAUAGGCACGUGAAGAUAUACGAUAUUUCUACUUUUAAAACUGUACACACUCUAGAUUUUCCUAACGCCAUUUUAAGUUUGGGGGUUUCUAAAAAUGACGAUACUCUAGUAGCUGGACUAGUAGACGGAUUGGUGUCUAUAAGUAGAAGAGAAGAGGAUAAAGAAGAGAAGAAAUUGGAUAAAAAAUUAUCAUCUUAUCAAUUUAUCAGUAGCACUCAUCAAGUAUCCGUAGAUACUGUAGUUCCUGUACUUACUCACGAGAAAGAAACCAAACACGAUCGUCAUUUGAGAAAAUUUGAAUAUUCUAAAGCUUUGGACAGCGUUCUACUACCAUACGUCGCUAAUAAAAACCCUCAAGUUACCGUUUCAUUGAUACAGGAAUUAAUUCGUCGUAAGGCUUUGGGUAAAGCACUAAAAGCGAAAGAUAAGAAAUCAUUACUGCAAAUUUUGAGAUUUCUUAUAAGAAACAUAACAGAUUGUCGUUUUACUAGAAUUCUCAUUGACGCGGCGAAUAUUUUCUUGGAUACUUACGAAGAUAGUGUGUCAUCUUUACCUCCUGAAGUUGGUAAAUUGUUUAUCGAAUUAACGAAUGUGCUGAAAAGGGAGAGCGAAUUGUCGAAUAAUUUGGCGGUUUUACAAGGUAUGAUGAGUAUGUUGCUCGCUAGCCAAGUGACGAAUGCUGCGGAAACUAAUUUGAGUGAUAGGAAAGGACAUAAUUUAGUACCCAGCAAUGAUGCACAAAAAAAUUUUGUUCUUACUGUAACGUGAUGAUUAUGACAAUAAUUAUAAAUAAAAUUUGUUUUUAUUACAAAAU
This is a messenger RNA of Diorhabda carinulata, 1689 nucleotides long. RefSeq names its product U3 small nucleolar RNA-associated protein 15 homolog. The coding region runs from base 72 to 1643 and encodes 523 amino acids. Gene Ontology annotation, molecular function: protein binding. Gene Ontology annotation, biological process: rRNA processing; positive regulation of transcription by RNA polymerase I. NCBI's taxonomy places the organism in Eukaryota, Metazoa, Arthropoda, Insecta, Coleoptera, Chrysomelidae. The record is from RefSeq and is a predicted model, not a curated record. Gene Ontology annotation, cellular component: nucleolus. The transcript is spliced from 3 exons.